This is a messenger RNA of Trichogramma pretiosum, 2455 nucleotides long. Its product is annotated as protein ABHD18. Bases 555 to 1982 code for a protein of 475 amino acids. The transcript is spliced from 9 exons. The record is from RefSeq and is a predicted model, not a curated record. Lineage: Eukaryota; Metazoa; Arthropoda; Insecta; Hymenoptera; Trichogrammatidae.
AUAGCGAACGAGGCAUAUCGCAUCGAAUACUUACACAUAGUUAAUACAGUGCGCGCGACAUAAGAGUCGGCUGCUUUUUGUUGUGGUCGGGCGCGGUGCUCUACAAUACGCGACAAGUCAACCUCGGCCAAAUAUAGCUAGAUAAUAGUCGAAUCGCGACGUCUCGUCGAGACCAUCGACGACAAGAGCACAUAUUUCGUCGUUGUCGUCGUUCGGCUGCAAACUCCGUUUUCUGCAGCUGCUUGCCUAUCGCUGAAUAAUCGCGCCAUCGAGCUCAGACUCUCAGUGCAUCGAGUGCCUUUUUAUCAGUUCAGCGCGCAGACUCUGUCUGCAGACUGCACCUUUUAUAUAUAAUCUGUACUGUAUUAUACCUCCAGUUUGUGAUAGAGGCGUAGUAAACGUUACAGAGUCCAACAACCCUUUGAAAUUACCGACAACGAGCUAAAAACAUUCAAAGUUAAUCAGAUUAUCGUAGCGUCGUAGCUGUUUUAAUUGUGCCAAAGUUACUAUAAGAAAACUAAACUAGACUCGACCUAUAAAGAUACUCGACUAAUAUGCCACCAAGCAGAUUGGAUGCUGUUUAUCGGAGCAUACUGCUCACUAAGUUUUUCACCAAAGGAUGGGGAGAACCAGAAAAUUUGAGGAGAAUAUUCCAGUUCCGGAAGGUAGUAGCAAAUCGCGAAGCAUGCUACAGUCUUAUACCAAAAAAUUAUCCUGUUAAUAUAACCAAAGAUGAAGAAUGGUCAGAUUGUCAUAUUGUAGAAGGGCAAUUUGAAUCUCCUUUUGAAAAAAAUCUACCUGGUAUUAUGCCUGAAGAAACCAAAACUGCUUACUUUCAAAUGGUACUACCUAAACGUUGGGAGUCACAAAAAAUCAAACCUAUCUGCUUGCAUCUAGCUGGUACAGGUGACCAUUACUUUUGGCGGAGAAGAACUUUGGUUGCCAAACCAUUGCUUAAAGAAACAGGAAUUGCAUCUAUUUUACUUGAAAAUCCAUUUUAUGGUCUCCGAAAGCCAAAAGACCAAGUGCGGUCUAGUUUACACAAUGUAUCAGAUAUUUUUAUCAUGGGAGGAUGUCUUAUUAUGGAGUCAAUAGUCAUAUUGAAUUGGCUUGAGCAGCAUGGAUAUGGUCCUCUAGGUCUAACAGGACUUUCAAUGGGAGGACAUAUGGCAUCACUGGCAGCCACUAAUUGGCCAAAACCAAUACCCUUAGUUCCUUGCCUAUCAUGGUCUACAGCUUCUCCAGUAUUUACUCAAGGUGUCAUGAGUGCAUCUAUAAAUUGGGCUUUGCUAGAAUCACAGUUUUUUGAAAACGAAGCUUACCAAAAUGAUUUAGCAAAGAUGGUCAAAGUUGUUGACCAAGAUGAUGCAUUUUUAGCGGGACAGCAUUUUGCAAAACAUUUUCCUGCAAGUAUGAAAAGAUUAAAUAAAAUAAAAACCGAGUCAAAUUCAAAUGUUAAUAAUAAUAAUUCAAACGGGACAGUUGCAAUGCCAAACGGAACCUAUCUCACAAAUGGCAAUGGUAAUGGAAUAGAUACCCAGCAAUGCUCAGAAGAAAAAGAAGCUGCAAAACUUUUUCCAUUGAAUCUCAUUACGAACAAAUUCAAAAGUGCUCAAACUUCAGAUAUUUUGAAAGGGAUUUGUUUACUUCCCGUAUCGAAACACCCAUUAUUCACAGAUGAAAAGUGGCGAGAACGAGCAGCUCUGCAAUUCAUGCGUGGUAUCAUGGAUGAGUGCACCCACUUGCAGAAUUUCGAAAAACCUGUUGAUACGGAGCUCAUAAUUGCUGUUUGUGCCCGAGAUGACGCAUAUGUACCUAGAGAUGAUGUCGUUGGGCUAGAGAAAAUUUGGCCUGGUGCGGAAAUUCGUUUCCUUGAUGCUGGUCACGUCAGUGCUUAUCUUCUUUACCAAAAACUAUUUAGAUCUACGAUUGAUGAAGCUUUUCAAAGAUAUUUGAAAAAGUACCCGAUGAAUACUAGUUGACACAUCAAUGAAUGUUGAAAUUUUUAUUGCAGUUUAGUGUACAACUAUUAGUAAGAUAAUACUAUUUUUUGAUUCACUUGUGAUAGUCAAUGCUGAAUAUCUUUGACAAUAGUAGACAAUAUUGAUAAUUGUUGUUUACACUUUUUGUUGUAUUUCUGUACAAUACUGUACAAAUUUAAAGUUAUUUACUCUAAUUCGAAUGAGCUUUUUAUAAAUGUGAAUAUUACUUUAGUGUAAACUUUAUAUGAAGAUUUAUAUAUAGCCAUUUACAAAACCUUUCUCAAGUCACUUUUAUUGAGAUUGAAAAAAACUGUAAUUUUUCAUUUGAGUACAAAUGAAUGUGUUCAAAGUAUAUUACUUAUAUUUUAGCAAUCACUGUAAAGACUAUAACUUGAUUGUUAAAUAAGAAAUUGUAAAUACUGUAUAGCUGUGAAGUUGAAUGAAUUAUUAAAUUUUGUUUUUGUAAUCAUGAA